Messenger RNA from Auanema sp. JU1783, 399 nucleotides. NCBI's taxonomy places the organism in Eukaryota, Metazoa, Nematoda, Chromadorea, Rhabditida, Rhabditidae. The record is from the annotation of a GenBank genome assembly.
AUGUCUAUCAGCUCUACCGUUACUUGUACUUUGUUUUUAUCAUUCAUAACUUAUAGUUAUUGCAUUUCUUGUUUUGGGGGAAAGCGUACGUUGAAGAGCGCUGCAAACUUUGAUACGUACGAUUGUCCAUCGUUUUCUCUAUGUUUUUCACAUAUUACGUUUGCCAAAGAAGUCGACGCCGUAAUCAGUAAAGGAUGUACGAACCCAGAUCAGAAUGUUACAAUGUCUACAACGAAAAUAUGUGCAUUAAACUCGUCUUUCAAAAACUCCGAAGAGGAUGAUCGUCAGUGCUAUUGCGAUACCGACUUUUGUAAUGAAGCUCCACGAAGUACCGGAUACAUCUUCACAGCAUUUCUUAUGCUGUUCUCUACUUUUUUGAUGAAUGCAACCUUUCUGUGA